AUGUAUAGAGAAGAUACACAGACAGGUUCCGUAAUAGGAACUAACACGUUGUAUAGCCAGAUACAAAGAAACGUGUCCUUGAACGACAUCCACAUAAACGAAAACGAGGACGCAGCAAACGUGCAAGAUAACAACAUAGCACGUGUGUUUGAUUAUUUCUUGAGAUCAUACGUCCAGCAGGAAACAUACGAGUCGGAAGAAGAUGAAGAUCUGGAGGAAACAGUGAAGGACAUGUUUAGGUACGCAAAGGACCGUACGAAGGUAAUCUACUACAUGAAGGUGGCGUGCCAAUUAGUGUUGAAGGAGUCGAACUCGACUGAAGUACUGCAGGUGCACCUGGGCCAUAUAAUGAACUGGAGAUACGACGACCCGGACGCUCCACCGAACCUGAAUGUGCAGCUGUACAGAUACCUGGUGAAAAACUUCCUAAGUAGGAUGCAGGAGCCGCUGGAGGACGUAGUACAGUUCUUGGCAAAUGAGCUGUCAAACGCAUUCAGCAGAGUGCCGAGGAAGUUCUACGUGCAGUUCCUGCACGAGCCGACACUAGUUUAUCCUCUAAAAGAAUUGAAGUGUAACAUGCUGGGAGAGUUGGUGUGCGUGAGAGGCCAAGUGACGAGAGUGUCAGACGUGAAGCCGGAGCUGGUGAGAGCAACCUUUAAAUGUAAGACCUGCGGAACAGUAGUGGGAGACGUGGUCCAGCAGUUCAAGUACACGACGCCGACGAAGUGCCCAAGCAACAACUGCCUAAACAGCACAGAUUGGGAGCUGAUGAUGGACCACUCGUUCUUCUGCGACUGGCAAAAAAUAAGAAUACAGGAAGUGGCACAAGAAGCAGAGUCAGGCUCGAUGCCGUGCUCAAUGGAAGUGAUACUGAGAAAUAAGCUGGUGGAUACAGUAAACGCAGGAGACAGAGUGCAAGUGUCAGGGUCACUGAUAAAGGUGAUGAGGCAAGGAGCGAAGAGAUUCGAGUCGUUCCUGCUCUCGCAAGGAAUCACAGGAAUCAAGGGAGUGGGAGCGAAGCAGCUGAACCACAAGCUGUGCUUCCUGGCAACGCAAGUGAUCGUGAUUAACCAGGCGAGAUCAAGCCCACAAUUCACGGAAAUAGAAGAUAAGUCGUUCAUAGCGGAGGACCUGCUGAGCAUACCAGGCUUCGAGUGGAUAAGAGAAGUGAGCAGAAGCAGAGACACAAUAGACCGACUGAGUAAAAUCAUAGCGCCGAACGUCUGGGGAAACUAUGAGAUUAAAAAGGGGCUCCUGCUGCUGCUGGUGGGAGGAGUGCACAAGAGCUCGAGAGACGCGAAGCUGCGAGGAGACAUUAACAUGUGCAUAGUGGGAGACCCGUCGACAGCAAAGAGCCAGUUCCUUAAGUUCGUGGAAAGCUUCGCGCCGAGAGCAGUGUACACGAGCGGAAAGGGCUCGACAGCAGCAGGACUGACAGCAGCAGUCUUCAGAGACAGAGAUAACAACGACUACGUGCUGGAAGCAGGAGCGCUGAUAGUGAGCAUACACGAAGCAAUGGAGCAGCAGACAAUAAGCAUCAGCAAGGCAGGAAUACAGGCGACACUUAACGCAAGAGCGUCAGUGCUGGCAGCAUGUAACCCGAGGUACGGAAGGUACGACACGAGCAAGAGCUUCAAGGAAAACGUAAACAUCCCGUCGCCGCUGCUCUCGAGGUUCGACCUUUUGUACACGAUUCUGGACGAAAACAAUAACCAGGUUAACAGACAAAUAUCAGAGUACGUGUGUAACCGCUACAACCAGUACACGGCGAAGUCGUCGCCACAAGUGGUAGACCUGAACCUGGAGAGAGAAGAGGAAAGAAGAAGAAGAGCACGCGAAAAUAUGGAAACGGAGUUGGAAGGCGAAGAAGUAGAGCCGGUUGAAGUGGACUACUACAAGCUGAGUAAGUGGGACGAGUACACGAGUCCGAACUACGUUAACCCGAACAGAAGAUUCGCAACGACGAACAGGGUAGGGAAGGAAGGGUCAAAUGAGAGUGGCGCAAACGGAAACACAGAAAGCGCAAGCAGGAGAGGAGUAGAAAGUCAGCAGGAAAGUAACGUGGGAGAGGCUGAGGAGGAGAUGACGCUGGACGAGCUGAGGCUGUACAUAGAGCUGUGCAAGCGCCUGAAGCCGCUGAUGCAGGACAGCGCAAAGCACAAGCUUAGCGACUACUACAUAGAGCUGCGCAACGGAGACGUGGGAGGAGGAAGAAGGUCCAUGCGCAUGACAGUGCGACAGCUGGAGUCGCUGGUGCGCCUGAGCGAAGCAGUGGCGAAGCUCAAGUUCUCGGACUUCGUGACGGACGAACACGUGCAAAUAGCAUACGGAGUCUUCAAGUCGUCGCUGCUGAAGCUCACGAACAAGUCUAGCGUAAAGCUGACCUUCGGAAACGAAACAGCAAGGUCGAGCAUGGAAACAGAAAGGUCAGCGUCAGCAGAGGAGACGCAGGAAGGAGCGUCGGCGAGGAGGCACGGAGGAGAGGCAAGAGCAGAGGACUCGGAGCUGGUCUCGACGAUAGGGCUCGACCUGUACAACGACAUCUCAGCAGUGCUCCUGGACAAGGUGAGCGAGAGCGAGCUGCGAGGGAGCCUGCUGGCGAACAACGAGCUCGUCGAGUGGUACCUCGAGGAGGUGCUCCUCCCUCGAAACGAGGCGGAGGCGAACGAGUGGAACCUGAAGCUGCAGCAAAUCGUCCACAGGCUGGCCUUCGUGGACUCGAAGCUGCUGCCCUCGCAGCUGGAGGGGGACCCGGAGAACAUCUACAGGCUGCGCGUGCACCCGAACUACUUCUCGCACACGCACCUCUUCUCAAGGAAGCAGGACCAGUACGCGGCGAAGGAGGGAGAGGCCGAGCAGGAGGAGUUCAUGGACGAGGACGAGCCCGAGGAGACGGAGCGGGAGUCCCAAGUGUCCCAGCAGGACUAG
This is a messenger RNA of Theileria orientalis strain Shintoku, 2928 nucleotides long. RefSeq names its product replication licensing factor. Lineage: Eukaryota; Apicomplexa; Aconoidasida; Piroplasmida; Theileriidae. Gene Ontology annotation, molecular function: single-stranded DNA binding; single-stranded 3'-5' DNA helicase activity; ATP binding. Bases 1 to 2928 code for a protein of 975 amino acids. Gene Ontology annotation, cellular component: MCM complex; nucleus. The transcript has 5 exons. Gene Ontology annotation, biological process: mitotic DNA replication; double-strand break repair via break-induced replication. The record is from RefSeq and is a predicted model, not a curated record.